CAGGCGUCACACGCCUCCGCACCGGUCCCGUGUCCCCUUCAGCCAGUCGGUGCAGGCGGCGCGGGGCUGCCAGCUCGCCCGGAAGAAGGCGCGGGCAUGGAGCCCGCUGCGGUCGAGCCCGAGGCCCACGCCGCUGCCUAGGGCUGCCGGGUGGGCUGGGCGAGAGCGCUCCGAGGGCGACGGGCCCGGCCGCGCGGAUGGCCCUGCGCCCGCGGGCCGCACUAGUCGUCCUGCUGGUGCUGGCGGCGGCGGCGGCUGUCGGGGGUCAGGAGCCGGAGCCCGAGCAGAGCCCGGACUGGCGGGCCACGCUGAAGACCAUCCGCAACGGCAUCCACCGCAUCGACACCUACCUGAACGCCGCGCUGGACCUACUGGGCGGCGAGGACGGCCUCUGCCAGUACAAGUGCAGCGACGGAUCGAAGCCUUUACCGCGCUAUGGAUAUAAACCUUCCCCACCAAAUGGAUGUGGCUCUCCAUUGUUUGGCGUUCAUCUCAACAUAGGCAUCCCCUCCCUCACAAAGUGCUGCAACCAACAUGACCGGUGCUAUGAGACGUGUGGCAAAAGCAAGAACGACUGCGAUGAGGAGUUCCAGUACUGCCUGGCCAAGAUCUGCCGCGACGUGCAGAAAACGCUAGGGCUGGCUCAGCACGUUCAGGGUAAGGAACAAAACAUGACAGAAACAGAUGCCUUGUACAGAAGGGACAUGUUUGAUCCAGAAGAAAAAUAUAAGAUGGACCACAAGAGGAGAGGAAUUGCCCUAAUCUUCAAUCAUGAGAGAUUCUUCUGGCACUUGACUCUGCCGGACCGGAGGGGCACCUGUGCAGAUAGGGACAACCUCACUCGCAGGUUUUCAGAUCUAGGCUUUGAAGUGAAAUGCUUUGAUGAUCUUAAAGCAGAAGAACUUCUGCUUAAAAUUCAUGAGGUAUCAACUGCAAGCCACGCUGAUGCCGACUGCUUUGUGUGUGUUUUCCUGAGCCACGGCGAAGGCAAUCACAUUUAUGCUUAUGACGCCAAGAUUGAAAUUCAGACAUUAACGGGCUUGUUCAAAGGAGACAAAUGUCAGAGCUUGGUUGGAAAACCCAAGAUCUUUAUCAUUCAGGCAUGCCGGGGAAACCAGCACGAUGUGCCUGUCAUUCCUUUGGAUGCCGUGGACAAUCAGACAGACCGGCUAGACAACGUAACAGAGGUCGAUGCGGCCUCGGUGUACACGCUGCCGGCUGGAGCCGACUUCCUCAUGUGCUACUCGGUAGCCGAAGGGUACUACUCCCACCGAGAAACUGUGAAUGGCUCCUGGUACAUUCAGGAUUUGUGUGAGCUGCUGGGGAAAUACGGCUCAUCUUUGGAGUUCACUGAGCUCCUCACGUUGGUGAACAGGAAGGUGUCCCAGCGCCGCGUGGACUUCUGCAAGGACCUGAGCGCCAUCGGCAAGAAGCAGGUGCCAUGCUUUGCCUCCAUGCUCACCAAGAAGCUUCAUUUCUUGCCCAAAUCUAGGAAGUAGGGGCUGUUUGGUUUUAUCUAUUACCUUUUAUACUGAUACCAGGUUGAAUCGCAUAUGACCCCGCGAUUUUUACGUUUCCGGGUCAGGGUUUAAUGCCUAGCAGCAAAGUGCCUUUUUUUUUAGUUCAUGGCAAAAGGGUUUGAAACAAAGUCCUCAGGAAAUACCAUACAUACCUAUCUAUAAGCAUUUGUAGUGUUUUUUUAGUAAACUGAAAAUAUAAACAGUAAAUAUGUGCCUGACAUAACUUCCAUUUUUUAAACAGAAUUUUGUUUUUCAACAGUUUCACAGAUUAAGAAUGAAUCCUUUGAGAUAUUAAGAAAUCAUGUUUUAUAAAUUUUGUAAUUCAUA
Molecule: messenger RNA, 1847 nt
Organism: Perognathus longimembris pacificus (Pacific pocket mouse)
Lineage: Eukaryota; Metazoa; Chordata; Mammalia; Rodentia; Heteromyidae
Product: caspase-6
Exons: 9
Coding region: 198-1499 (433 amino acids)
Biological process (GO): proteolysis; arachidonate secretion; phospholipid metabolic process
Cellular component (GO): cytoplasm; extracellular region
Molecular function (GO): A2-type glycerophospholipase activity; calcium ion binding
Source: RefSeq, a predicted model, not a curated record